UUAAUUUGUGUCAACCAAAACCAGCUCUAAGUGUACCAAUAGACACUCAGAGGGCAGCCCUCCCAUCAUGUAACGUAACGAUGGAGACACACAGGGAAGUCAAAUGUGCCUAGAAAUGUUAUCUAGAAAAGAACUUCAUGAAGACGAAGGCUAAAAGCCAGGAAGGUUAUUUUCAUUUGUUAUAACAAAUAUCUUAAGGAGUGAUCUCAAGAUAUGCUUCAUAUCUAUAGUAACUGAAGUAAAAAUUAUGAAAUAUAGUUGUUGAAAGAGUCCAAGGGGGAAUUACCUUCACAUUAAAUUCAAGAUAACUUGUUGGGUAAUAUUGUAUAACCAGUCCAAAGAAAAUAUGCAUUUGUAGAAAAAAAUGUAUUACAUGAUACACACACACAUAUAAAUUGAAUGGGUGGUUCACUGAUAGGAAACUGGGUAAUUGUCCCUGACAAACAUAUAUUUCUAUGAACAGAUUUACCAGUCGAAGGGAUUCAUCGUAUAGCUCAAGGAAAUUGAGGAACAAAUGUUUUGAUCCUUACAUAAACUUUUCGUCUUCCAGCUCUGGCUUGAAUAAAAAAAUGCUUAUAAAAUUUAACAGGUACCACAGGCACAAAUAAUCCAUUGUGAAGCAUAUAGAAAGACUUUUAUAAUCAAGCUUAACCUUUUAAUCAAUCUUGUAACGGAGCUUCCUGGUGUACAUUUCAAUAAGUCCUACUUUGCUUGCUUUCAUUUGAGCCUCAUAAUGUCAAAUUUCUGGUUUUACUUCUCAGAAUCCCCCAACCUGGACACAGGCUCUGCAAGAUAUGUUGAAUGAUCCAGAUGCUGCCAGAGUUAUAAAGCAAGACAGCAGUGAAAGCAGAGGGGGGUGUCUACAAAUAGAACGAAAACAGAUGAGGAAACCCACCGGAUCCCCAAAUCCCAGGUCUAGGGCUGUCAUGGCGGGUGCGCUGAAGAAGACUACUGGCCUUGUGGGAUUGGCCGUAUGUGAGACUCCACACGAGGGGUUAAGGAUAUUGUAUACAAAGAUUCUUGAUGUUUUUGAGCAAAUCCCUAAAACUGCAGCGUAUAGAAAGCAUACAGAACAGAUUACAAAUGAGAAGCUGGCUAUGGUUAAAGCAGAACCAGAUGUUAAAAAAUUAGAAGACCAACUUCGGGGUGGCCAAAUAGAAGAGGUGAUUCUUCAGGCUGAACAUGAACUAAGUCUGGCAAGAAAAAUGAUGCAGUGGAAGCCAUGGGAGACGUUAGUGGAAGAGGCUCCCGCCAAUCAGUGGAAAUGGCCAAUAUAAUCAUUGUUGAAUGACUUUGGUGGGUUGAUGGGAAAUUGAUGUAAUUAAAUGUUUUAUUUAAAAAAUGUGUCUAAAUUAUGUGACGUUAUCAAAGUGAAAACCUAUUUAAGAGACUCAUUAAAAUUGGUGAUUGUGGUAAU
Nycticebus coucang (slow loris) is the source of this 1417-nucleotide messenger RNA. RefSeq names its product NADH dehydrogenase [ubiquinone] 1 alpha subcomplex subunit 5-like. Gene Ontology annotation, biological process: respiratory electron transport chain. The transcript has a single exon. The record is from RefSeq and is a predicted model, not a curated record. The coding region runs from base 795 to 1277 and encodes 160 amino acids. Lineage: Eukaryota; Metazoa; Chordata; Mammalia; Primates; Lorisidae.